Molecule: messenger RNA, 693 nt
Organism: Acanthosepion pharaonis
Lineage: Eukaryota; Metazoa; Mollusca; Cephalopoda; Sepiida; Sepiidae
Source: the annotation of a GenBank genome assembly
AUGGUUCAGCCAAAAUUUGGUGAUAUCACACAAGCCAUUUCUAUCUUAUUCUCCUUUUUCAUAUUAGCCUCUAAGUUUAGUUUUUCCCUUUCCUUCCUUUUACCCUCCCUCUUUUUAAGUUCUUUCUUUCUUCAUUUUACUUUUGGUCAUUCCUUACUUCUUAUUCAUUCACCUUUUUUAUUUCUUCAACAUAUCUCUUUCUUAAUUCUUUUACUUUUUGAAGACUUUCUUUCAUUGUUUUUUUCAUUCUAUUCCUUACUCAAGUUGCUCUCCAUUCCCUCUUACUCUCCCUUAUCAGCCAUUCAUUCAUUCAUUCAUUCAUUCAUUCAUUCAUUCAUUCAUCCAUUUUUCAUUCACUUCCUCCUCCUUUCCUACUACAUGUGUAGAGACUUUCUAAGCCAUGCUCUGCUAGCAGAACAAAGAUGUAGUAGUAGAAGCAAUAGUAGCAGCAGCCGGCUUUGUCAUCGGUCAGCAGCUCUGCCUGUCUGUCAGUUCUGCAACAGCCCUGACUCCUUAUUGACAACAGCCACAGUGGCAUCAGUGGACAUUCCCACAGAUGCUCUACUCAACAAAGCAGGUGGCUGCUGCACUCAGUUUAAUUUCAUUCUGUUUUGGCAUGUGGUAUUGGCAGCCAGGCUUAAUGUCUCAUUCCAACUGCAUGAUCCUUGCCAACUCAGUGGUUUUUCAAUGUAG